Molecule: messenger RNA, 706 nt
Organism: Equus caballus (horse)
Lineage: Eukaryota; Metazoa; Chordata; Mammalia; Perissodactyla; Equidae
Source: RefSeq, a predicted model, not a curated record
AAGGCUCUCCACCACCCACUCAGUCAUACUUCUACCACCAUGAAUCCACUUCUGGUUCUUGCCUUUGUGGGAGCUGCUGUUGCUUUCCCCGUUGACGAUGAUGACAAGAUCGUCGGGGGCUACACCUGUGAGGAGAAUUCCAUCCCCUACCAGGUGUCCCUGAACUCUGGCUACCACUUCUGUGGUGGCUCCCUCAUCAAUGCCCAGUGGGUGGUGUCCGCGGCUCACUGCUACAAAUCCCGCAUCCAGGUGAGACUAGGAGAGUACAACAUCGAAGUCGUGGAAGGGAACGAACAGUUCAUCAACGCGGCCAAGAUCAUCCGCCACCCCAAGUACAACAGCUGGACCCUGGACAAUGACAUCUUGCUGAUUAAGCUCGCCUCGCCUGCAGUCAUCAAUGCCCGGGUGUCCUCCAUCUCCCUGCCCAGGGCCAGUGCUCCUGCUGGCACCCUGUGCCUCAUCUCUGGCUGGGGCAACACCCUGAGCUCUGGCAGCAACUACCCAGACCUGCUGCAGUGCCUGGAAGCCCCGCUGCUGAGUCAGGCUGAGUGCGAGGCCUCCUACCCUGGGGAGAUCACCAAGAACAUGGUCUGUGCCGGCUUCCUGGAGGGAGGCAAGGACUCCUGCCAGGGUGACUCUGGGGGCCCUGUGGUCUGCAAUGGACAGCUCCAGGGAAUUGUCUCCUGGGGCUAUGGCUGUGCCCAGA